Messenger RNA from Thelazia callipaeda (thelaziosis nematode), 840 nucleotides. The record is from the annotation of a GenBank genome assembly. Lineage: Eukaryota; Metazoa; Nematoda; Chromadorea; Rhabditida; Thelaziidae.
AUGGCAGCACCAUUGAUAUUUGUGGUGACCGGAGCCAAUAAAGGAAUUGGUUAUGGAAUUGUGAAAGGUCUCGCUCAACAGCUGCACAAUGCUGUCAUUUACCUAACUGCAAGGAACGAAAAAUUAGGUACAGAAUCGUUACAUAAAUUAAUCGAGGAAUUGGACAAAAAUCUUCACUCUGAUAUUCGUUUUCAUCAGUUGGAUAUAACAGACCGGAAAAGUUGUGAGACAUUUGCAUCUCAUUUGAAAGAGCAGCACAAUGGUUUAGAUGUGUUGAUCAAUAAUGCUGGAAUUGCUUUCAAACAUACGGCAACUGAACCACCAGAAGAACAAGCUGCUAUCACGAUUGGUGUGAAUUACGAAGGUACCAAGCAAGUCAGCAACAUAUUAUUUCCUCUUAUUCGAAACGGUGGGAGGGUGGUGAAUGUUAGUAGUUCAGAAGGCGUUAUAGCUGGUCGGUACAGCAAUGAAAUCAUUGCAAAACUCACGAGUCCUUCGUUAACAGUUGCCGAUAUCGACAAAUUCACUCAAGAUUAUAUCAAGGCUUGUGCUCCAGAUAAGCGUGAGGAAAUGGGCUUUCCAAAAUCCGCAUACAAAGUUUCUAAGGCUGCAAUGAUAGCACUUUCCUUCAUUCAAGCAAAGGAGUUGAGGUCUCGGAAUGUAUUGGUUAACGUGUGUCAUCCUGGAUAUGUUGACACCGAUAUGACAAGUCACAUGGGUCCAUUGGCGGUUGAAGAAGGAGCCGAUACGCCAAUUUUUUUAGCAACAUUAGAAGGCAACGAGCCAACUGGCAAAUUUUUUUAUAAACGAAAAAUUAUUGACUGGAAUACCCCUUUUUAA